Messenger RNA from Hordeum vulgare subsp. vulgare (domesticated barley), 1201 nucleotides. RefSeq names its product transcription factor MYB41-like. Lineage: Eukaryota; Viridiplantae; Streptophyta; Magnoliopsida; Poales; Poaceae. The record is from RefSeq and is a predicted model, not a curated record. Bases 106 to 1065 code for a protein of 319 amino acids. The transcript is spliced from 2 exons.
AUAGCUUGUGAGUUCUCCUGAUUUGGACAACAUAUCCAUCACAACGAUCAGAGCAACUAGGCAACUAGCUAGGAGAGCUUGUGUUGUAUCGAGGAAACCGAUCUGAUGGGGAGGUCGCCGUGCUGCUGCCACGACGCCAGCGUGAAGAAAGGGCCGUGGACGGAGGAGGAGGACAAGGCGCUGGUGGAGUACAUCCAGAAGCGCGGUGGGAACGUCGGUAGCUGGCGCGGCCUGCCCAAGGCCGCCGGGCUGAACCGCUGCGGCAAGAGCUGCCGCCUCCGCUGGACCAACUACCUCCGCCCCGACAUCAAGCGCGGCAACUUCUCCGACGAGGAGGAGCGCCUCAUCAUCUCCCUCCACGCCGGCCUCGGCAACAAGUGGUCGACGAUCGCGACGCACCUGGAGGGCCGGACGGACAACGAGAUCAAGAACUACUGGAACACGCACAUCCGGAAGAAGCUCAUGCGCAUGGGCGUCGACCCCGUCACGCACCAGCAGCUGCCACCCGACCAGACCAGCCACCACCUCAACGGCACCGCCGCCGCUCUCCUCCCGGAGGCGCUCCAUUGGGCGGCAGCUGCCGCGAGCCUCGGAAGCCUGGACACCGGCGCCCUCAUGCAGGCGCUGCUUCUGCAGCAGCUCCUUCAGGUUAUCGGCUCCAACAACGACACCACUGGCCUCAUCAACAACCUAGCUGCCGCAAAAGCAAUGCAGAACUCAAGCGGUGGUAUCGUUCCGAACAUCCUGCUCCAGGACCAGAUUAACUACCUACAGCCGGGUUACCUCUGCAACACCCCCAAUUUUCCAGAGCAGCAUGUGAUGCAGCAGAAGAUGACCAAUGACACGUCUCCGGGAAUGAGCUCCUUCACUGCAGCUGAAAUGGCUGAUCAGCUCUGCAACACUGCAGCUUCAUUUGCAUCGCAUGAUGUUGCACCCGCGGGUGACUGGUCACCCGCGCGGGAGUUCGCUGGCUUGCUGGAGCCUAUGAUGGACCUGCCCGAUCUAUGCUCUCUGGAGAGUGAUUCUUUCUGGAAGGACAUACUGGAUGACAGCUACCGUUUGUAGGUUCCUCUUUCAGGCUGAAACAAAUCUGUUGUGUAUGAAAGUUUUGUACAGUGUUAGAUCCAUCGUAGAGGUUUAGAUGAGAUGAUAAAACACACAUUGAUUUGCUUGUGUUCAUUGCGCUUCUUCCAAUAGAUUU